Molecule: messenger RNA, 606 nt
Organism: Mya arenaria
Lineage: Eukaryota; Metazoa; Mollusca; Bivalvia; Myida; Myidae
Exons: 5
Coding region: 115-540 (141 amino acids)
Molecular function (GO): calcium ion binding
Source: RefSeq, a predicted model, not a curated record
GUUCUCACGGACCUAGUUAGUGAUAUGGUGUUUCAAAAGUUCCUCCUUCAUAGUAUAUCUUAAAGUUUCCUCAAACAGACGUGCGUCCCAUUUGGGAUCUAAACACAUAACAAGAUGACGACAACACAAGUGCUAUCAGUGCUCUGCGUGCUGACACUGGCUCUCAGUGUGCUAAGCAACCCCGGUCGGCCCGAAAUCCCGGAUGAUCCCGUAGCCCGUCACAUCUUUCUGACGGCGGAAGCUAACAGGACCAUCGACGGUUUCCUUACAGAGGACGAAAUGGCUGACAUCUUCUCCAAGUUUGAUUUGAACGGUGACGGCGAGAUUGACGAGACGGAGUUUAUCGCUCACUGGACGCUGCUUCACCUCGGCGACUUGGAACACGCGGUGACGCUCUUCCACCGCAUGGACACUGACAAAGAUGGCGCCAUUUCCCGGAAUCCAGACUUCGUCAGGCUCUUCUAUUAUUUCGACAGGGAUGUGGACGAUAAGAUAUCGGAGGCCGAGUUCAUCACCGUCUGGUUCAGCCUGUCCACGUGACCACUCCAACCCGCCGACCACAUAUCACAUGUUACGUUUUCUAUCAAUAAAAUGGAUAUGAACUAA